GACUCCCCUGAUGCUGGCCUGCACCAGGCAGAACCUGGAGGUGAUCCAAACCCUCGUGGAGCACGGAGCCAACCCUCUGCUGAAGAACAAGGAUGGCUGGAACUGCUUCCACAUUGCCAGCAGGGAGGGUCACCCCCACAUCCUCCAGUACCUGCUGGACGUGUCCCCAGGCUGCUGGGACACAGAGAGCACGAUCCAGAGGACACCUCUGCACACAGCAGCGAUGCACGGCCGCCGCGACGCCGUGGAGCUGCUCCUGGAGAGGUGCCAGUACAAGCCUGACAGCAGAGACAGAUGUGGAGUCACUCCCUUUAUGGAUGCUAUCCAGAAUGGGCACGUUGGCAUCGCCCGGCUGCUCCUGGAGAAACACCAGGCCUGUGCCCGUGCCCUGGAUGCCCUGGGGGCUCAGGCUCUGCACCGAGCAGCUCUCACAGCCCAGGAUGGAGCCAUCAGGUUCCUGGUCUCCGAGCUGGGCGUCGACGUCAACGGGAGAGCGACGGCCCUUCAGCUCCCAGCCCUGCACUAUGCUGCCAAG
Messenger RNA from Merops nubicus (carmine bee-eater), 535 nucleotides. RefSeq names its product ankyrin repeat domain 16 (gene ANKRD16). The record is from RefSeq and is a predicted model, not a curated record. The transcript has 4 exons. The annotation marks the transcript as partial. Gene Ontology annotation, molecular function: protein binding. NCBI's taxonomy places the organism in Eukaryota, Metazoa, Chordata, Aves, Coraciiformes, Meropidae.